UAUAUAGCUUGAAGACGCAGCUGAUGCAACACUGGACUGAGAUAACACAGACAGGCAUCACGUCAGAUCGCUGUAGGCCACAGGAGCUGCUCAAAGGAGGAGACCGCAUCUCAGUCUCAUAAAGCCAGUCAGACAGGAUUUACAUACUCCUGUACAUUCACCGGUACCAGCAUGGCUGUCAUCAGAACCCUCAGCAAGGUGGCCAAGCAGGCCCUGCUCAGCACCCCGGGGUGCGGCUGCCAGCCCCUAACGGUGGCCGUACGCAACAUCAGCUUCUCCCCUCGACAGGUGACGUCCGACGCCAGUUUCCACUCCGUGUCCUUCUCAGAAACAGACCAUCCCAAGGUGCUCAUCACAGGAGGCCUUGGUCAGCUCGGGGUGGGGCUCGCCAAAUUGUUGAGGAAGAGGUUUGGAAAGAACAAUGUAAUUCUGUCUGACAUCAGGAAACCACCAAGCAACGUUUUCCACAGCGGCCCCUUCAUCUACUCCGAUAUCCUGGACUACAAGAACCUGCGGGAAAUUGUGGUGAACAACCGCAUCACUUGGCUGGUUCACUACAGCGCCCUCCUCAGUGCUGUUGGAGAGGCCAAUGUGGCCCUGGCACGUUCUGUUAACAUCACUGGGCUUCACAACAUCCUGGACAUCGCAGCGGAGCAUGGCCUACGCCUCUUUGUCCCCAGCACCAUUGGUGCCUUUGGUCCUACUUCACCCCGCAACCCUACUCCAGAUCUCUGUGUGCAGAGACCUCGCACCAUCUACGGCGUCUCCAAAGUCCAUGCUGAGCUGAUGGGAGAGUACUACCACCAUCGCUACGGACUGGAUUUCCGUUGCCUCCGCUACCCAGGUAUCAUCUCUGCUGACUCUAUGCCUGGAGGUGGCACAACAGACUACGCCGUCCAGAUUUUCCACGAUGCAAUCAAAACCGGCAAGUUUGAAUGCAAUUUGAGACCUGACACGAGGCUGCCCAUGAUGUACAUCGACGACUGCCUUCGCGCCACGCUAGAGGUGAUGGAGGCGCCGGCCGACACGCUGAGCAUGAGGACUUAUAACAUCAAUGCCAUGAGCUUCACCCCCGAGGAACUGGCCCAGGAGCUUCAGAAGCAGAUGCCCGAGCUGGAGGUGACAUAUGAUGUUGACCUCGUCAGGCAGGCAAUUGCUGACAGUUGGCCAAUGAACUUCGACGACUCCAACGCACGGAAAGACUGGGGCUGGAAACACGAUUACGAUCUCCCAGAGCUCGUCCAGACGAUGCUGAACUACUUUGGCGUGGAAACACUCAUGGCUCGUGCUAACUGAGGGAGCACAGCGACGGUCUGAGUAUUCUUUGUAUAUAAAGUAUAGACUGACCAAAGAGAAUAGAGGAACAUCAGGAACAGCUUUUCCCCAGUUUCUCGCUUCUCUCUGUAAGAUCAGAAGGGCUCUGCUUGCCUGGCACAAGGCUAUCGUUUGUCGUCAGAAUGUAAAGGUCAGUGCGGGCUAGACAAUCCUCCCCCCACUCCUGUCUAUCUACCCCUGCUUUGCUCUCUUUCCCCUUUUUCUGCUUGGAGAUUAAGGUGAAGAGCAGUCUCUCAGUGGAAGGUUAUCAGAAGUAUCUGGGAUAUCAGUGUACCCUGUGAAAACUUGUUUGGACACAGAAAAGAUGACUUGCAUGUUAAUGAAAAUGAAAUGAAAUUUUGCAAUGUUUUCUGGGCAAAACAGGAAAUGUUGUGUUGUCUAAGUGUUUUUCUUCAGAAAUCCAAACCGGUCAGGAUUUCAACAUUCAAAUUUUCAGGGACAAAAGCUCCUGGGGCUAAAAUCAAAUACCUUUUUGAUUGAGGGGUAUUCAUAUACACAAAUUGUGUCCUUUGCACUUUACAUGGAUUUCUAUCUUAAAAUUACUUACAAGUAAAUGAGCCUGUUGGGGGGAGUUGCUGAUACAGUGCAUCUGUAUUUCGAGCUGUGCGGAGCGAUAAUUCUUUUGAAUUGUUCUUCUGUUUAUUCCACAUAACAUUAUUUAUUCUGUUUGUCAGUGUUAAAUGUGUGGGAGCUUCAAGUGAAAGGUUUUCUUAACACUUUUUUUUUUUCCUAUGUGUUUCUGUCCACUUCUUGUUGUGUUUUUUUUUUUCCAUCAACCCUCUGGGAUUUAUUUUUUUUUUUUUUUUUGACACAAAAGGGAAAUCCAUAUUUCAACUUUCUGUAAAAGAAAUGUAGACACUGGUUUCUAUGUGAAGGUCUCAGCACGUUCUGCCUGCCUUUCAAUCACACAACAAGCUUUGACAAUUAAAAUUUUUCCACUUA
Molecule: messenger RNA, 2277 nt
Organism: Lates calcarifer (barramundi perch)
Lineage: Eukaryota; Metazoa; Chordata; Actinopteri; Centropomidae
Gene: tdh
Product: L-threonine dehydrogenase
Biological process (GO): L-threonine catabolic process
Molecular function (GO): L-threonine 3-dehydrogenase activity
Source: RefSeq, a predicted model, not a curated record